Candidula unifasciata is the source of this 2059-nucleotide messenger RNA. Lineage: Eukaryota; Metazoa; Mollusca; Gastropoda; Stylommatophora; Geomitridae. The record is from the annotation of a GenBank genome assembly.
AUGCCGGUGUACAGAAAGAAGAAUUUAUCACCAACCCUGGCUUCCUUGUACAGCAUGGAGCCUGAAAAUGACAGUGAUUAUCUGAUGGAUCCUGAUCAACUGUACGACAUUUUACCUCAGCCGUACCGAAUGAUUAACAAAGUGCUGGAGCACAUUCUGGAUUCACUAUGGGAAAUUGUGGAUGAGAAGGACAGAUGUUUACUUGCUAGAGCCAGUAAAAAUCUGGCACCACAGUUUGCUGAAUCACACAUGUUACAAUUGUACAAGAAUGCAACAGCUUUAACACCAAGUGUCGAUGGCAUGUAUUUGUUUGUUGGACUUCCCAAUGGCCUAGCUGUUAUGGAUGUUGCCUCACUGUCUUCAGUGGACUGUUGGGAACAUAACCGAACUGAAAUUACAAGUAUCAAGUCAUACGUUCUUGGUUCUAAAUGCCAUCUUGUUAUCACUCAAGAUGAUAUGGAGCAAGUCCGGCUGUUUCUGUUUGAUUCCAGUACCUUGUUCUUUGUCAAGACCAUCAAUGAAAAUGCUCCUGAAAAUCCUGCAAAAAUUCUUUGUCAAAGAUGGGAUGCAUCAUCUAAUGGUGAACUUGCUGGUUUUGUCUUUCAGGACACAUCAAAUAAAGAAGUUUGGCUUGAGGUGCACAGAUUUCCAGUCGAGAGCUGGCUGAGUGAUUUGGAAAGUCACCAGGCUCAUAUAAAGGAAAUAUUGGAGAUUUCUGCAGGUGAAGAACGUACUAGUGGACAACAUGUUCAGAUAACAACCGGCAACAGAAAUGUCAGUGUUGCUAUGUCAGAAAAAAUGGAAAUAAGAUUUUCCAACCCCUCAACUGUUCUGAAAGUUAAGCCACCACCAGAGCUUCCCCUUCCAGCUAAUCCACUCCCAAACAUUGCUGCUGCAAUACACAAAGUUGACAGUGAAGAUGUCCUUGGCACAGGUCUGAAUCAUGUAUUAGGUGCGGCCCAUCUGGAGAGCUUGGAUGCCAUGUUCAGAUACAGACAUGAGGAUAUGAUUAAGCACCUGCCAUCAGAACAUGAAGAAAAGUUGGUUUCUGCAACAUUCCACUUUGUCAGUGGCAGUAGACUGAUUACGAACAGCCUUGAUCUGAACUUUGCUGACAGAGAUCCAGUCGGAGUGAUUGUUUGGUGGACAGACUCAUUCUUUCUCUGCCAUUACUCUCUGCUGAAGACAGGAAAAGAUACAGAGCUGAAGCCAGAAAUGGUGUGGCCAUUUCCUAGUAAUAUCACGUGCUCUGCAGUUAGCCCAUGCAUGUACUACUUGGCUGUUGGUCUGGCUAAUGGAAAUAUUGUCUUAUGGAACAGAAAACUAGGUAUACAGAAAGCUGUUCUGAAUGCAUCAAACAAAACAUCUGUCAAAAGCAUCCGAUUUCUGGAUCCUGGCCUGUUCCCGCUUGAUCUGCCUCAGUACCCACCCUACCCCACGAUGUCUGCAACAUUCUUAUUGGCUGAAUGUACGGAUGGCACACAACUGUUGUUUGAUACUUGUGAUGGCAGCCAGCAAAUCCCAAGAUGCAUUGCUGAAGAGCCAAGUGAUGAUGAUGAUGUUCAGAUAUUGUUGCAAGUUAUUCCCAGUCUGCCUGAACUGAUGACCUACGUCCGAAAGAAAGGCAGUAUGUAUAUUAAAGACAUUGGUUCUGGUGCUGAUGUAUGCCAGAUUGUCCUACCUCCAAAAUAUCAGAUACAAUCAUCCUGGAAUCCUAUUUUUGCUCUUGCUAAAAAUGGGGAUAUUUUAUUUCUCAAGGGUGAGGGUACAGAUGUUGAUGAUGCAGGUAAAGUAGAAAAUAUCUCAAGCAUCUUCAUGUUUGAUCUCCUUUCGUGUUCUUCCCUGGAAACAUUCAGAAGCCACAAACAGGAGAAGAGGGCGCUAGCUGUGUACACUACACAGGAACAAAGAAUGAGUGCUCUUUUGCGUGAGAGAAUACAACAGCAAGCACUGAGAAAAUCUCGCCUGCAAGAACGAUGGGAGCAGCUCAAGUCAGAGCUAGGCAUCAUUCAACAAGCUCGCAAGGUCCCAGUGGAUGCCACUAAAUUUCCUCUAAGUU